Molecule: messenger RNA, 1999 nt
Organism: Bufo bufo (common toad)
Lineage: Eukaryota; Metazoa; Chordata; Amphibia; Anura; Bufonidae
Product: gastrula zinc finger protein XlCGF17.1-like
Exons: 1
Biological process (GO): regulation of immune system process; regulation of cytokine production; negative regulation of transcription by RNA polymerase II
Source: RefSeq, a predicted model, not a curated record
AACCAGAAAUCAGCUCUUGUUACACAUCAAAAAACUCACAGAGAAGAGAGGCCAUUUUCAUGUUCAGAAUGUGGGAAAUGUUUUAAUAAGAAAUCGUCUCUUGUUGUACAUCAGAGAAAUCACACCGGGGAGAAGCCAUUUUCAUGUUCAGAAUGUGGGAAAUGUUUUAACCGGAAAUCAGCUCUUGUUACACAUCAAAAAACUCACAGAGAAGAGAGGCCAUUUUCAUGUUCAGAAUGUGGGAAAUGUUUUAAGAAGAAAUCAUAUCUUGUUGUACAUCAGAGAGUUCACUCCGGGGAGAAGCCAUUUUCAUGUUCAGAAUGUGGGAAAUGUUUUAACCGGAAAUCAGCUCUUGUUACACAUCAAAAAACUCACAGAGAAGAGAGGCCAUUUUCAUGUUCAGAAUGUGGAAAAGGUUUUAAACAUAAAUUUGCUCUUGUUGUACAUCAGAGAAAUCACACAGGGGAAAAGCCAUUUUCAUGUUCAGAAUGUGGGAAACGUUUUAACAAUAAUUCAUAUCUUGUUGUACAUCAGAGAACUCACACAGGAGAGAAGCCAUUUUCAUGCUCAGAAUGUGGGAAAUGUUUUAACAAUAAUUCAUAUCUUGUUGUACAUAAGAGAACUCACACAGGAGAGAAGCCAUUUUCAUGUUCAGAAUGUGGGAAAUGUUUUAAGAAGAAAUUUGCUCUAGUUGUACAUCAGAGAAAUCACACCGGGGUGAAGCCAUUUUCAUGUUCAGAAUGUGGGAAAUGUUUUAACAAUAAUUCAUAUCUUGUUGUACAUCAGAGAACUCACACAGGAGAGAAGCCAUUUUCAUGCUCAGAAUGUGGGAAAUGUUUUAAGCGCAAACAAGCUCUUGUUACGCAUCAGAGAAUUCACACAGGAGAGAAGCCAUAUCCAUGUUCAGAAUGUGGUGAAUGUUUUAAGCAGCUAUCAGCUCUUGUUUUCCAUCAGAGAGUUCACACAGGGGAGAAGCCAUUUUCAUGCUCAGAAUGUGGAAAAUGUUUUAAGCAGAAAUCAGCUCUUGUUAUGCAUCAGAGAAAUCACACCGGGGAGAAGCCAUUUUCAUGCUCAGAAUGUGGAAAAUGUUUUAUUCAGAAAUCAGCUCUUGUUACACAUCAAAAAACUCACAAAGAGAAGCCAUCUCCAGGCUUAGCCCUUUAGUGACCUCCCUUAUGUGUUUUUGUUUUUUUAUUCUUUUUAUUGAAACAUUUAAAAUUUUUAAAACAGGGACAGAAAUUAAAAAAGGGGAGGAAAAUAUAACAAGAUUUCUGGAAUUAUACAUUGUUUGAAAUAGUACAUCUAUAUCAUAAAGCAACUGAUAAAAAUGGGUUUCCAGCAAUCAGCAUAUUAUAAAAUAUAAUAAUAGUAUGAUAAAGAAAAAACAUAAAAAGGGGAGGGAAAGGGAAGGUUAAGUUUGAAGAGCGCCCAAAGUACCUUUCAUAAAGGGGAGAUAAUGUACCAGGAGGUAUACUGAAAUGGUUUGACUGUCUCUGAGAUUUCAGAGAGGAUGAAAUGUGUGGUCAGAAAAGUCUUCCAUUUUUGGAAGAAUUUAGUAGCAGAGCUCUCUUUGUGCCUUUUUGCCUCCAUCUGAUCAUACAGAAAUGUAUCUUCAGUUGUGAAAUCACUGUUGAUACGUCUGGCAUUAAGCUGGAGAGCCAGUGGUGUAAUACUACUCUUUUGGCCACCAGCAAUAUCGAGUGGCGGAAGAGAGGAACAUUUUGAGGGCGAGUAGCUUGGUGUGUUGGAAAGCGAAUAUAGUAAAACAACAAUGUUUGAGGUUUGAGGGGGAGGUUGAUCGACCAGUAUGUCCUGACAUAUACUAUCAGAUUUUCCCAAAAUUUUGAGACCCGAGGGCAUGACCAUAUGCCAUGCCAAAAAUCUGAGGCCGGCUUUUUACAUUUGGAGAAUGAGUAAAGAGCAAGGGUAAAUCAGAUCCUAGGGAAUGAUUUAUCCGAAAGAAAAGAAGAACUUGAGGUGCUAGUGGAGUUGAAGUGUU